This is a messenger RNA of Arabis nemorensis, 432 nucleotides long. The record is from the annotation of a GenBank genome assembly. NCBI's taxonomy places the organism in Eukaryota, Viridiplantae, Streptophyta, Magnoliopsida, Brassicales, Brassicaceae.
AUGGAAACGAAGAGUAUCAGCGAUUCCGAUGUCAACGCCAAAUGGGACGCAUGUCUCGAUCUCACUGCCCGUCGCGUCGUCUACUCUUCACUCGGCGGCGCGUUCGCCGGUCUUCUCUUCUUCAGGAGUCCUGUUACAAGAUGGGCAUCGAUUGCUUUUGGUGCUGGAAUCGGUAUUGGCUCUGCAUACACAGAUUGUUCUCGUUUUUUCGAUGCAUCAUCGUCUUCAACUUCAGCCACUUUAUUAGCUCCCAAGAGUACUGAGUCUUCUAUAUCUCAGGUUAGUCGGGAUUUCUCUUCUCCUUUACUUCAUACAUUGAUUGUGGGAAUCCCCAUUAGAUUAGUUCUUGGAUCAUUUCGUUCUUCGCAUUCAGGACAAACAUUGUGGAGGUUAGAAACGAUGAUGAAAUUAGAGGGUUUCAUUGUAGUUUAA